ACACGCUCUAAUGCAACUUCUAAAACUUUCCUGGACUUCAGCAAAAUAAAGCAGGGUGCUGUUAGUAUCUGUGAACCGGAAGCCUUUAUAACCGCAUAAAACGAUUUUCWGUCAGAUGUGUCCCAGCUGUUUGUGCGUCAUGACGCCACUCCUCGUAAACCAGCUCCAGUGAUUUAGACUCCUGUAUCAGCAGACACAGACGUCUCUCCUCCGCUCCCUUUUCCUUCUUCCCUUCUUCUUGCAGCUAACCAUGCACGGCUUGUCCGCAUCUUCUGCGCGUGCCGCAGUUCUGCUUUGCGCACUUUUCGCCGCAGCAGGAGCGCAAACUCCCACUCCGGCUCCGGCUAGUUGUCACCUGAAAUCCAACAGUAGYUGUGCUGAAUGUCUGCAGAAUGUGGCUUGUCUUUGGUGCAUCACAAACCAACAAUGUGUUGACUACCCAGUGCAGAACGUCCUGCCCCCCAGCAGUGUUUGUGCCCUGCACGAUGCACGGUGGGGGGUUUGUUGGGUCAACUUCCAGAUACUGAUCAUCACCAUGUCGGUGUUGGCCGGCAUCGUCGUCAUCUCCGUUGUCGUUUGCUGCUUGUGCUGCUGCUGCAAGUGCGAGAGAAUCGGAAACAAAAGAGAAGAUGCACACGCGGAGAGACAAACCAGAGCCAGGAAGUCCCGUCAGAAAGCGAGAUUCACAAAUGUCUUAACUUAACUGUAAGAGGGGUUUUCGCUAAAAGUAUUUUCAGUUCAGGAAGAAAAAGUUGAUGUAAAAAAAACGCAUUAAGAUUUUUAAAAUGACAUUUUUGAUUUUAGAAUACACAUUUUGGCACGUUUUUGAUUCAAAUGCAGUAAAUAUGCGUCAUAAAUAUGAUUUCAUCUGUAUCAUCUCCUGACUAUUAAACUAUUUUCUUCAAAAUAAUUAACAAAUCUUUUUUUUAAAAUCACGUUAACUUUUAGCAUCACGGUUUAAUUCACAAUUGCUAAAUUUCACAUGAAUUGCUAGAUUUUGUUGAAUCUUUUAUUGAAAUUGUAAAAGCGUUGAAAAUUAAAAGGAUGAACAAAACA
This is a messenger RNA of Austrofundulus limnaeus, 1056 nucleotides long. RefSeq names its product PTTG1 interacting protein b (gene pttg1ipb). Gene Ontology annotation, cellular component: cytoplasm; nucleus. The record is from RefSeq and is a predicted model, not a curated record. NCBI's taxonomy places the organism in Eukaryota, Metazoa, Chordata, Actinopteri, Cyprinodontiformes, Rivulidae. Gene Ontology annotation, biological process: protein import into nucleus.